Mesocricetus auratus (golden hamster) is the source of this 666-nucleotide messenger RNA. RefSeq names its product defensin beta 135 (gene Defb135). Gene Ontology annotation, cellular component: extracellular region. The transcript is spliced from 3 exons. Gene Ontology annotation, biological process: innate immune response. Lineage: Eukaryota; Metazoa; Chordata; Mammalia; Rodentia; Cricetidae. The coding region runs from base 100 to 414 and encodes 104 amino acids. The record is from RefSeq and is a predicted model, not a curated record.
UUGUCAGUGAAGAGAUGUUGUAUUCGAAGUCAGAUCUUGCAUUCAUUGGGCUGCUCAGUAGAGCAAGCAGAUGUGCUUGUUCUAAAAGGUUCACUAGCCAUGCAGAUAGAUCUUCAUGUCUCAAAAGCUACACAUACAGUGACUCUGCCUUGCCUCUCAGCUGACUCUUCACUCGCUGGUCUGGUCAUGAGGAGCCUGCAGCUGAUCCUUGUGGUCUUUGUCUUACUCUCCUAUGUUCCACCAGCUAGAAGUGGACUGAAUAUUUACAUAAGACGUAUUUUCGAUACAUGCUGGCUAUUAAAAGGCGUUUGCAGGGAAAAGUGUACAGAUGAUGAAAUUUAUAACAUUCUUUGUGGUACUAAUUUUCUGUGCUGUAUAAGCCCAAAGGACAUGCCCACUCUUUUUGUGAAGUAAUUGUCAAAUUCUGUUUUAGUAGAUCCACGUGUAGCCGCAGACCCAGAAAUCUCACCGCUGUCUUUCUAAUUAUACUGAUUUAUGUUCUCACUUGUGUGGUCACUUCUUAUUUUGGAUUCCAGCUGGUGUUUUCUACCCCAGCCCCUCUCGGGAGUAUGCACACUAAAGAUGUAUAGUAACUGAAUUGUAUUUCACCUAUGACUAAUAAAUGUUUACCGAUUGGUCAGAUUCCUUGUUUGUGACUGGAGUACA